Trypanosoma cruzi is the source of this 6249-nucleotide messenger RNA. RefSeq lists its product as uncharacterized. Gene Ontology annotation, biological process: spliceosomal complex disassembly. The record is from RefSeq and is a predicted model, not a curated record. The coding region runs from base 1 to 6249 and encodes 2082 amino acids. The transcript has a single exon. NCBI's taxonomy places the organism in Eukaryota, Euglenozoa, Kinetoplastea, Trypanosomatida, Trypanosomatidae. Gene Ontology annotation, molecular function: ATP binding; RNA binding. Gene Ontology annotation, cellular component: catalytic step 2 spliceosome; intracellular anatomical structure.
AUGCGGCGGUGGGCAUGUGGGGCGUGGUUCCUCCGCCGGUUGUCUUCGCAUGCGUGGGCAUCGUCGCACUUACAUCGAUUUGACGCUGCGAUACACAGCACACGUGUUUGUUGCUGUCACCACCGCAGCACCGACGACGACGGCGGCGGGGGCGAGAAACACAGCCACGAAACGAUGCAUGCGAGGGACAUGUCUGAGGCCAGCGGCGACGCGGGCAAGGAGGAAAAGAACGGGGAAGGGCGGCAAGGGACACCAUCAUCACUGCCCCCACCGCCUGUUGUCAUCUCAUUUCCCACAGCGCACAGUAGCAGCACCAUGAAUGAUCUGCCGCACAUGAUCGCGGAACGCCAGGGGCCGGCCAGUGAGGUGUCGAAGGGGAGGAAGAGGAGGAGUGGAACACCGCCGACCACGAGUGGAUGCGCCUUGUUGGUGGACCACUUCACCUCCGCCGCCGCCGCCCGACCCGCAGGGAGACAGCGACCGCAGGGGCGUCAAGUCGCCAGGUCGGGAGACGGCAGUGUUGGAGCGGCGGGUGCGGCAGUUGUCACAUCCACACUUUUGGAAAAACUUCGGCGGAAUGUACUUCGUAAGCGUCUUGAUUGGCAGCAGAUGCCCUCACGGUAUCCGCUCGUGCAGCGGCUGCCCGUAUGGCGACAGCGUUUUGCGUGGAGCGCGCGCUUUCUGCCCUCGUCGGCCCUCCCGCUGCCGAGUGGCGGCAGUGUCACGGAUACAUUUGUAUGCAGCGCACCGACAGGUUCAGGCAAAAGCAGUCUUGUGCCAUUAUUCCUACUGGAUUGUCACUGGACCCGACUGCUAGAGCGCAUUGAUGCAUCGUCUGGAAGGUUGCACAGUGACGGCCCUCGCGUACGUGAUGGGGCGACGUCACUGCCACCCCCAAUGCCAUUUUUUGUCACCGGGAGUUCUCGCGAGUUUGUAGCUGAGUUUGGGGCGAGUAGCCGACUUUGUAUUGUUGUCUCCCAGCCCACACGUCUCGCAUGUGUGGAGUUGGCGAAGUUUACAGCUGCUAUUCUGCUGUCAUCAACAACAACAACAGACUCUUCACCCCCAGAUGAUGUGGCCCAAGUUGGUGGUCGUGUUGGGUAUGCCGUUGGCGGUGACAAAUGCUUCUCCCUGGCCACAGAGAUCAUAUACGCGACGCCUGGUUAUAUCUUAAAUGCGGUGCUGCAUAAGGGAGGGCUGCUGGCGCCCACCACACUUAUCAUUGAUGAGGCACACUGUCGUGAUAUGGAGACAGACCUUCUACUGGCCUGGGCGAAGCAGCAGCUGCGGGAAAAGGGAGAGAGGCAAUUGCAGCUCCGUCAGUUGGUGUUGAUGUCAGCCACCCUUUCCGUGGAGGAGAUGGUGGCGUUGUUCACCACACGGUUUCCCGCAAUCAACGCGGAGACGCCAAGUGGAGAAAAUGCGGCGGCCUUCAACCCACAUAUUCUUUUGGUUGACGCAGAAGAGAGGCAGCAAACGGGGUGUGGUGACGCUGCAAACGCCACGAUUUCCACUCAGCCGUAUUGCGUGGAAGAAUAUUUUAUCGACGAUCUUUCCGACACCAUUGGAGCGUCCCAAGUGCUUUGUGGAAGCAUAGAAAAGAAUCCUUUGUUGGAGGCCCCUGCACGGCGUGUGGUGGCGUCAUUGGGGCAUUUUUUUUCCUACACUCGCUUUGGUGCGGACGUACAUACUCCGCAGGCCCGCGUGUUGGCGCAAUUUUUGCUUUUUGUACUGCAGAGUUUUGCCGUGAAGUCUUCCAGUUCCGGUGUCGGGGACCAGCGGAAACCCCGCCCACUCCAGUCAUUUUCUUCUGUGCCAGACCAGCAGCCGGAGAGCAUUUUGGUGUUUCUACCGGGCUUUGCGGAGAUCUCGUUGGUGCUGCAGUCAUUGGAGAUGUUGUGUCGCGCGGUGUCCGUGGAGGUUGGGCCUGAUUCUCCGCCGACACUCACGUGUGGCGUCUCUUAUGGUGGUACGAGCAGUCAGCGAGGGAACGUCACAUUCCUUCGGUACGAGCAAUGGUGCUUUUCCGUCGCUCUGCUUCACGCCACGGCUAUUGGAAGUCCACAGCAGCAGCUGCACGACUCCGCUGGCCCCUUUCCGUACCGCAUUAUUCUUGCCACGACGGUUGCAGAAAGUUCCGUGACCAUUCCAAAUGUCCGCUGUGUCGUGGACUCUUGUUUGGAAAGGCGUUUCUUUACCGAUCCUCUCACAGGCGUCAUGCUGCGCUCCACGGCGCUCGCGAGCGCAAGUAGUUUGCGGCAACGGGGCGGUCGCACUGGCCGAACGUGCGACGGCGCUGUGAUUCAUUUGGCCCCGCGUCGCCUGUUCCUUCAGCCGGAGAAAACGAAGACCGCGCGUCAAAUUGAGAUGCCUGUUUUUGCCGCGGCGGGCCUUUCAUCUUUGCGGCGUGGCACAUUAUCAGGAUUUGUGGCGCCUGCGCAGACAUUGCCGGAAAGUCUCACGGCAAAUGCGGCGGCGGUGCUUCUCCGCGUGAAGUAUUUGUUCCCAUCACUUCCGAGUGCAUUGGUGCAGAACCUGCCAAGCCCGCCCUCGUCAGACGCGAUAGCCCGCGGUGUAGAACAGCUUGUGGAGUUGGGGCUUCUGCAGUUGGAUGCGAGUGGGGAUGGCGGUUCGGUUAAUGAUGCCGGAGCGAGUAGCGAUCCGCAGUGCGGGACGGGGGAGACAGGGGAUCUGCACGCCGUGUUGUGUCGCUAUGACCAUGCGACGCUUACCGCAAUGGGGGAGUUUGUGGCGUACCUUCCUCUGCCACAUGAACAAGCGUUGCUGAUUUAUUAUGCCCUUCAGUUUGCGUGCAUCGAGGAGGCCCUCCUCAUUGCAUGUGCCAUGACGGUGCCAUCACUUCUUAUGUUUCCUCGCAUGACAGCACAGGACGAUCAAUCGCAGGCGGGCACACCAGCGAUGCAGUACCUGUACUCCCUAGAGAUACAGCGUGAACUGGCAGGGGUUUUAAAGGCGGGAGCUGCCAAAUCAUCAGGGGAUGAACGAGGCGAUUGCCACCUCAGUGAACCGCUGCUGUUGUGCUCGCUGCUGCGUGAGUGGUACGCAUGCAAUAACAGCAACGAUGUCGUGGCGUUUCACACCAAAUAUUGCGUGAACCGCAGUGCGAUUCGUCUUGUUGACGACUGCGUGGCUCAAUGUGCCACUCGUCUCUACCACCUUGUGGCGGUGGAUGCAAAGGCACAGGAUGGCACAGAGGGGUUGUACGGUGAACACGACACGGCCGUGCGCCGGCCGAGUACGCAGGCGGUGGAGCAACUUAUCACAUCGGCCUUUCCGCGUUCCUACAGGGCAUUGCUGGCGGGCUCGUUGCAGCGAUUGCACCGAUGCGCAAUGGAGCACGCCACGCACCGCUUCUCACGAAGGGUUGCCACGAUGACGCACUGGUACCCCCACGACGAGCAGCUUAUUCGAUUGCUGCAGCCGUCGGCGAGGGUAGGCGACGGGAACGUACGAAAACGAAGAUGGGGGGAAAAUCAUAAGGACGGGCUCACAAUGACGUUUGGUGCCGUACAGCACCGCCUAAGUGCGGCGUUUGUGGCUGCCUUUGCCCGCAAUACCAUGCGUGGCGAGGAUGGGUCACACCGUGUGCAUCACAGACGACUUGUGCGCAACCUCGGCGCUUUGCAGGAAGACGCGGACAGCACCUGCUCAUUCAGUAUCGAGCUGCACACCCAACAACAGCAAGUGGGCCUCACUCGGGCUGCGCCGUACGACCGAAUGACUCUGGAGGAAUUACACCGUGUGUUGGCACCUUAUCUUGCAGGAACGCAUCUUCGCCAGUUAGAACUUUUUGUCGGUGGACGUUCCGCAGUUGCCUGUUUUGGGGUAAAUGAAACGAAGGAAAAAGAAGACGAAACGGGUGCGGCGGCUCAGCAGGAGAAGCAGAAGCAGAAAGACGAGUUGUUGCUUGCACCUCAUGUACUCCCAUUUGAGGGCAUGGCCAAAUCAAAUUCCCCCGCGGUGACACUGGCGCAUAUUGGCAUCAGUUUACUUGUGUCCAUACAAAGUGCACUAACACGUCUCACGGUGUUACUUCCACCAUCCACGACGCCAAACGAAAGUAAUAAGAGAAGUAAUGAUAAUAUUAGCGGUAUUAAUAGUAAUGGUAAUAAUAAUAAUAAUAAUAAUAAUGGUGGUAGUAAUGAGGAAAAGGAUCCUGGUGAGACGCCGGCAUGCCCCGUAUCCAUAAAAACUGCUUCGACCGCCACCUCCAGCGUCUAUCGUGGCAUUUGCUUCGAUUCAGUGAACGAGGAUGAGGAGCCGGCCAAUGUGUGUGUAACGUGGCAUGAUAGCUACGGUCACAAAUGUUCCUUGCUUCUGAGCGACGUGCGGCGUGCGGGGUACGAGGAACUCUUUCCGACACCCUCUGUGACCGCGUUGCCGGCGGCAUCUGCUGCACCUGAAGCAACAGUGGUUUUCCAUGGCGAUGAGUGCCGUACAACUAGUGCGGGUAUGUUUUCAAACCCUUCAAGUUGCACUAAGGGUCAGGUAAGAAGCAAAGACGAGGAGGACGACGAUGAGGAAACAGUGACAUUGAGUGUGCAACGCGUCGUUUACACCCGCGCCGUGUAUUGGAAGGUGACGCUGCCAACAGUUCGAUUUGCAUACAAGCGGCGUCCUCUGGAGAGCGCAAGCACGUCCCUCACGACAGGAGAGAAGACGACACCCACGCCCUUGCCAGGUGGUGAGUGUCACUACUGUUGGGUGUGCCACAGCGCAUGGAUGCGGAAAGACGCUUUUCUCGCACACUGUCGGUCGGUGACGCAUCUCACCCGACUUGCCUUUGCUGUACAGCACGGCAUGCGGCAUGAAUGGGUGGAGGCGUUCAGCAGCGGCACACUGUCGGAUCUGCUGCUGCGGCAAAAGGAUCGAGAUGGCAGUGGUAUGUACAUGGAGCUUCGACACUGUAAUUUAUCGCCCACGUCUUUUAUGAAUGCGUUGCAGUGGCAGCCGCGCAGGGAUGAGGCAGUUGUCACGAUGCCCAUUGCCAUUGCAGGUUCGCUUCUUAUGCACACCACGGCGGUACCAGCAUCCACUAUGCCACCACAUGGCGGUGGAACAAAUUUGCAGGCGCUGCAUGUAUGGGUUCUGAACACCGAGAGCGAGGCAUGUGUGUUCAAAAAGGCCACCAACGACAUGCAACCAGCCACCUCCUUGCCCCCGUCUGUAUUCGUGCUGGCUGGAUAUCUUGCCGCCGCCUCGAGUGGCUUUGAUGUCGCACUGCUGAUGAAUAAAAACCACACACGGGCGUAUGCAGUCAUGUUGUAUGAUUGGGGUGUGUGGCGUCUGCCGGCCCCUCUAACCCGCACGCGGCUGCGGAGUGUGCUUGACGUGUUUGCAGGGAAGCCAUGGCGUGGUGUACCCGUCACAAGAGAAGAUCAUGAAGUGGACGAUGAUUGCAAGAGGGAUGUGACGCCUGCUGCUGCGGGUGAUGAAGAUGAUGUGGAGGCGGGUGAUUUGCACUGGUGUGUCGUCUCCGACGUCUGCCCACAGUGUACAUAUUGUGGGAGUGGCGGUGUUUCGGAUGAGAAGAGGGCCACAGCAGUGCAACAGCGGCUGCAGCAUUUGUCGAUUGACAAUAUGCCGUCGGCUGCGGAGGUGGUGGAGGGUACGAUCCUGCUCGUGCUGCAUGAGUAUCAGAACUCGCAGCGCACCGUUAUCAGUUUUGCCGACUACAUACAACGUGUGGUGGCAAAAAUCAACGUAUGGUCCGCAGCCCAAGAAAAACAGCAGGGGAGUACCACAAACAGUUUGAACCGGCAGUUGACAUGGAAGCGGGUUGCAACGACAAAGAAAGCGACAGCCGAGAGGCGUGGCGGUGCGGAACUGCUUGCGCGGUUUGUGGCAAGUCGAUACAAUCAGCCACUGGAGUCUCUGCUGCGCGACAUUGGUUGUCAGUUCCUCACCCCGCCUGGAUCCCUCUUGCAGACUGCAACGAAGCAAUCCGCCUCUCCUACCACAGGGUCCGGCAAUACGUCUUUGGCACGCACCGUGUCAUUCAGCGCGAGCGCGAUGGCGGCGGAGGGGACCACAACCGAGAAGUUAUUUCUUCUUCCAACAGUUUUGCCGAGUUAUUUACCGUCACCGGAAUUUGCUGCACUACUCCGUAGCCACCGGCGACGCAUGCGAAAUACACCUGGCAAUGUUCUGCCGGUGAAAAAGGCAGGAGGUGGUCCCGCUGUGACUACCGGCCCUCAGUAUAAGAAGCAGCAGCAGCCAUUAUUUUAG